AUGAAGAACUACAAUGAUUCUUUGGGGUUUUUACCUACAACAUUUAUUCUGGCUGGUAUCCCUGGGUUGGAGGCACAGCAUUUGUUGAUAUCAAUUCCUUUCUGCUUGAUGUACAUUAUCAUCUUCCUUGGGAAUGGCACCAUUCUUCAUGUCAUCAGAACAGAAGCUUCUCUACACCAGCCAAUGUACCUCUUUCUUGCCAUGUUGGCACUAGCUGAGAUUGGAGUUUCUGCAUCUACUCUUCCUACAGUUCUAGGCAUCUUCCUUUUUGGUACCACUGAGAUUGGGUUUGAUGCGUGCCUUUUCCAGAUGUUCUCCAUCCAUUCUUUCUCCAUUAUGGAGUCAGGUGUGUUGCUGGCCAUGUCUGUGGACCGAUUCGUGGCCAUCUACAGCCCACUACGUUAUACAGCCAUCUUAACUCUGCCUCGUAUAUUUGGCACAGGAAUUAUAAUUGGACUUAAAAGUUUUAUGCUUAUGGCUCCAUUGCCUAUACUCCUGAGGCGUUUACCCUUCUGUGGCCAUAAUGUUCUAUCCCAUUCCUAUUGCCUUCACCCCAACCUUGUUCAUCUCCCUUGUGCAGACAUUUCUAUCAAUAAUAUCUAUGGACUUUUUGUUGUGACCUCUACUUUUGGACUAGAUUCAACACUUAUUGUGGUCUCCUACAUACUAAUACUCCACACUGUAUUAAAAAUUGCCACUGGAGAGGGACGCAGGAAGGCUCUCAACACAUGUGGCUCACAUGUCAGUGCUGUGCUUGCAUACUACGUGCCUAUGAUUGGUGUGUCUAUGGUGCACCGCAUUGGACACCAUGUGUCGCCUUUGGUUCAUAUAAUGAUGGCAAAUGCUUAUCUCUUCUUCCCACCUGUUGUAAAUCCCAUUGUGUAUAGCAUUAAAACCAAGGAGAUCCGACGUAGUAUUAUACGAAUGCUAUCCCGAAAAAGAGCUGAUGUUUAG
This is a messenger RNA of Suncus etruscus (white-toothed pygmy shrew), 954 nucleotides long. Its product is annotated as olfactory receptor 51I2-like. Bases 1 to 954 code for a protein of 317 amino acids. The transcript has a single exon. The record is from RefSeq and is a predicted model, not a curated record. Gene Ontology annotation, molecular function: G protein-coupled receptor activity; olfactory receptor activity. Gene Ontology annotation, biological process: G protein-coupled receptor signaling pathway. NCBI's taxonomy places the organism in Eukaryota, Metazoa, Chordata, Mammalia, Eulipotyphla, Soricidae. Gene Ontology annotation, cellular component: membrane.